UGCGCUUGUGGGCGUGUCACUUCCGCACUUGAGAAGUAUUGGGCAAAACGAUGACACUACAACCGGGUAUUCUGCAUUUCUGUCAAAGGUUUCUUAAAACUAAGUAAAAUAAAGCGAAAAUGGAGAGGUGUUGCUGUGGAUUGAUUACGCCUGAGAAGCAAGCAGUGCCUCUGCAGAGUGUGGAUGUUCAGGUGGAUGUGAAGGACCAUGUCGCCACAGUGGUGUCAACACUGCUCUACAAAAACAAAGAGGAGAAACCCAUCGAGGCGGUGUUCGUUUUUCCCAUGCCCAGUGAAGCAGCCGUCUGCCAUUUCAGUGCUAAAGUUGGAGAGACUCUUAUCGUGGCUGAGGUGAAAGAGAAGAAACAGGCUCGUGAGGAGUAUGAUGAUGCACUGAGCUCCGGUCAACAGGCCUUUCUAUUGGAGGAGAGCGACCAGAGUCCAGAUAUAUUCUCUAUGAGUGUUGGCAGUCUGCCCCCUGGAGAGAGCGCCUCCAUCAGGCUGGAGUAUGUCACUGAGCUGGAUGUGCAGGCCGAUGAAGCUCUGAGAUUUUGUCUUCCUGCUGUCCUCAACCCUCGAUACCAACCUGCAGGAACAGAAAGCAGCAGUGUGAAAGUGACAUCAAUCCCAUCUUCUCUGGUGCCCUAUGAUCUGACCUUCUCGGCCCGAGUCGAGUCACCGCGGCCAGUCUCCAAAAUAGAGUCCAUUUGCACCAUGGACCCGGUGGAGUACCUCAACCAAGAUCAAACUAAGGCAUCGGUGAAACUGGCAGCAGGACACAAGUUUGACCGAGACGUGGAGCUGCUCAUUUAUUACAAAGACAGUCACCAGCCCUCAGCUGUGGUGGAGGCAGGACAGGCCUCAGCCAAACCUGGCUCUCUGAUGGGAGACCCAGCCCUGAUGCUGAGUCUGUAUCCGGAGUUCCCCAAAGACAAUAUGUCGUCUGUGUCUUCCUCUGGAGAGUUUGUGUUUCUAUUGGAUCGAUCUGGAAGUAUGGACUGUUCUAUGGGCCACAGAGGAGAGUCAGGGAGUCGGAUUGCCAGUGCACGGGACACUCUGCUGCUGCUGCUCAAGAGCUUACCCAUGGGCUGCUACUUUAACAUCUACAGUUUUGGAUCCACAUUUGAACAAGUCUUUUCGGAGAGUGUGGAGUACAGCCAAAAGACAAUGGAGGAGGCUCUGAAAAAGGUGGAAAAGAUGGAGGCUAACCUGGGAGGAACUGAGAUUCUGGCUCCUCUAAAACGCAUUUACAGUCAGGGCUGCAUCCCCAACCAGCCCAGACAGCUGUUUGUCUUCACUGAUGGAGAAGUAGGAAACACCAAAGAAGUUAUCAACCUGGUCAAGUCUAAUGCAGGCUCUCACAGGUGUUUUUCUUUUGGGAUUGGAGAAGGAGCCAGUUCUGCUCUUAUCAAGGGUUUGGCCAAAGAAGGAGGAGGACACGCCCAGUUCAUCACUGGAAAUGACAGGAUGCAACCCAAAGUGAUCCAGUCUUUGCGCUUCGCCAUGCAGCCAGCAGUGGUGGACAUCUCUGUGAAAUGGGACCUGCCCAAAGGGGUGUCUGCCUCUGUGCUGUCCCCACCUCUCACAUCCAUUUUCCAGGGACAACGGUCACUGCUGUACGCCCAACUCACUGGACAGAGCAAAGAGGGAGCAGAGGGCUGUGUGACUGUCAAGUACAGCCUGGCAGGACGUCCCACCGAGAACAAGCUCAACUUCAGCCUCAAACCAGCGGAGGACACAGGACUCACAGUGCACAGGCUGGCAGCACGCUCUCUCAUUCGAUCUCUGGAGCAGGAGCAAGAGGGCGCUAGAGGACAGAAAGACGACACUGUGAAGAAGAAAAUCAUUGAUCUGAGCGUCCAAUCAGGAGUCAGCAGCUCCUUCACUGCCUUCAUCGCCGUGAACAAAACCAGCGGAGAAGCCAUUCAAGGCCCUCUGCUGAGAAGAGAUGUCCCUUUACCAAUGAUGAUGGGUUGUAGUGCACCCAUGCCCUUCGCCCGGAUGUCUUGUCCUGAUAUGAUGCCAAUGAUGGCUUGUGCUCAAAACAAACAAAAAAAAGGGUUCAGCCUCCCAAAAUUUGGUCGCAAAAAGAGGAGUAGUGGAUCUCCUGGAUCUUUUGAUGCGCUUCCAGUGGUGGGAUCUAGUGGCUUCGCAGCUCCACCAAAUUUAACCCCCAACUGGAUGAUCUUCCAAUUAUUCUAAGCAGUGAUGCCACAACAUGCCAAAACUGGACCCCACUUUGUUAUUUUGAACAGUACAUUGAUGACUCUGUGUUUGAAAAAAUGGCUAUGUGCACAAACCAACGUGAAGUCCUUCAUUCUGGAACAUCACUAAACACUACCCCUGGAGAGUUGAAGACUUUCUUUGGGUGCUCCAUUUACAUAGCCUGUUAAGGUUAUCCAAACAUUCAAAUGUAUUGGGCUUCAAAGACACUAUGGAGCGCUACAUCUUGCAAAAAUGGUGGAUGAACCACAUGCAUCAAGGUGUCGUAGAUCUGGCUGUAACAGCAAAACCUAUGUGAUAUGCACUAAGUGCCAAGUCUUUCUGUGUGUUUCAAAAAAGGGGAAUUGCUUCCUCAAAUAUCACACAAAGUAAACCAGAAAACGUUCAAAGUGCAAUGUUCCAAAAUAAAUGCACUACACAUCUGUAUUGAGGUUGUUGAGGGACAUAAAUCCUGAGUUCAGUUACUCUCUAUGGAAUUGAAUUCUAUGGAAGUUGUUAAAUUUGUACAUCAAUAAAGUUCUGAUGUCCGCUAUAGUGGACAUGCUGUAUUUUUCAAAUAAAAACUUGAAAAAGAAAAAAAAAGUUUUCAGUAUAGUCACUGUCUUCUAAAUAACUGGGGAAGCUAAAAAAAAAUUAAAUUGGAAUACAUUUUUUCUCUGGUAGUCAGGAGGAUAUGACAAUGCAGAUUAAACUCAUGACCAUGAUUCACUUCCAAAUUUUCAACUAAACCUCUUCUCCAUUCUGCUGUUGUCUCAUAAAUACUUGAAAUAUGAAUAAAAUAAUGAUCAACCAAUAAAAACUUUAGUCAGCUAAAAAAAAUCAAAGUCAAUUGAUUAAGCGACUACAGGACUACAGUCUCUAUAAGUCCAAAUUUGUUUCUGGGUUUGGUUUAGUCUCGUGGUUUGUGUGCAGAUGUGAACGCAGCAGAAGUAUCUAAAUUGUGCU
Boleophthalmus pectinirostris (great blue-spotted mudskipper) is the source of this 3167-nucleotide messenger RNA. RefSeq names its product von Willebrand factor A domain-containing protein 5A-like. The coding region runs from base 120 to 2201 and encodes 693 amino acids. The record is from RefSeq and is a predicted model, not a curated record. NCBI's taxonomy places the organism in Eukaryota, Metazoa, Chordata, Actinopteri, Gobiiformes, Gobiidae. The transcript is spliced from 19 exons.